Molecule: messenger RNA, 492 nt
Organism: Penicillium bovifimosum
Lineage: Eukaryota; Fungi; Ascomycota; Eurotiomycetes; Eurotiales; Aspergillaceae
Exons: 2
Coding region: 1-492 (163 amino acids)
Source: RefSeq, a predicted model, not a curated record
AUGGAUAAUUCUGAGCAAGGUACCGAAAACGAGAGCUGCGGCCAGCGUGAGGACCAGCGUGAGAACCAGCGUCAGGGCCAGCGUGAGGAUCAGCGUGAGGAUCAGCGUGAGGACCAGCGUGAGGACCAGCUUGAGAACCAGCGUGAGAGCCAGCGUGAGAGCCAGCGUGAGAGCCAGCGUGAGAGCCAGCGUGAGGAUCAGCGUGAGGACCAGCGUGAGGAUCAGCGUGAGGACCAGCGUGAGGACCAGCGUGAGAGCCAGCGUGAGAACCAGCGUCAGGACCAGCAUCAGGUCCUGCGUCAGGUCCUGCGUCAGGCCCGGCGUCGGGUCCUGUGUCGGGUCCUGCGUCACGCCCAUGAACGGCGCAAUGCGCUUGAUACUAUCAGAAGCUCGUCGCUGCCUGUUCCUUCGCCAGCCACUUGGCCGCCUGCAACGACAUGUCCCCCUCUUACCGAAAACGAAGGCUGCGACCAGCGUCAAGUCCAUGAAUAG